Messenger RNA from Molossus molossus (Pallas's mastiff bat), 2409 nucleotides. RefSeq names its product ST6 N-acetylgalactosaminide alpha-2,6-sialyltransferase 4 (gene ST6GALNAC4). The record is from RefSeq and is a predicted model, not a curated record. Gene Ontology annotation, molecular function: alpha-N-acetylgalactosaminide alpha-2,6-sialyltransferase activity. Bases 176 to 1084 code for a protein of 302 amino acids. Gene Ontology annotation, biological process: ganglioside biosynthetic process; oligosaccharide metabolic process. Lineage: Eukaryota; Metazoa; Chordata; Mammalia; Chiroptera; Molossidae. The transcript has 6 exons.
CUGUGCCCCGGGGCUCCGGUUUCCAGCCCCGCUCCCCGGGCCCGCGGGCCAUGGAGCUCCGAGCAGCGGAUCGAGAGCAGCCGGCGAGUCCCAACCUGCCCGCCCGGUGCCUGGCUCCCACCCCUUCCCAGCCCUGGAGACAGCAGCCCCCCUGUUGCUGAGCGGCAGCCACAGCAUGAAGGCUCGGGGUCGGCUCCUGCUCAUCGUCCUGUGUUCCAUGGGCUUCUCUGCUGCCUAUGUCCUGCUGUGCUGCUGGGCCUGCCUGCCCUUCUGCCUGGCCUCCUGCCUGGGCUCCCACCUCUCCACCAGCUCCAGGCCCACCGUGCCAGGGACCCUGCAUUUCAGUGGAUAUAGCAGAGUGCCAGAUGGGAAGCCCCUGGUCCGAGGGCCUUGCCGAAGCUGUGCUGUGGUGUCCAGCUCCGGCCAGAUGCUGGGCUCAGGCUUGGGCACCCAGAUCGACGAUGCUGAGUGCGUGCUGCGCAUGAACCAGGCGCCCACUGUGGGCUUCGAGGCGGACGUGGGCCAGCGCAGCACCCUGCGGGUGAUCUCACACACGACUGUGCCGCUGCUGCUGCACAACUACUCGCACUAUUUCCAGCAGGCCCGUGACACGCUCUACGUGGUGUGGGGCCAGGGGAAGAGCAUGGACCGGGCGCUGGGCGGCCGCACCUACCGCACGCUGCUGCAGCUCACCCAGAUGUACCCGGGCCUGCAGGUGUACACCUUCACUGAGCGCAUGAUGGCCUACUGCGACCAGGUCUUCCAGGACGAGACGGGCAAGAACCGGCGGCAGUCGGGCUCCUUUCUCAGCACUGGCUGGUUCACCAUGAUCCUUGCCCUGGAGCUAUGUGAGGAGAUCGUGGUCUAUGGAAUGGUCAGCGACAGCUACUGCAGGGAGAAGAGCCACCCCUCAGUGCCUUACCACUACUUUGAGAAGGGUCGGCUGGACGAGUGUCAGAUGUACCUGGCACACGAGCGGGCGCCCCACAGUGCCCACCGCUUCAUCACUGAGAAGGCUGUGUUCUCCCGCUGGGCCAAGAAGCGGGCCAUCGUGUUUGCCCACCCAUCCUGGAGGACCCAGUAGCCCACUGCCCGGCCGGCUGCAGUGCCUCCGCCAGGCCUUCGUGCCGUUCACACUCCACUAGAAACAUUUCACGUAUGGAUCCCGCCUUUGCCACAUGCCGGUGGACCUAGGAUGCCUGCUUCCUUCCAUCUCGGGCCUCCAGACUUGAAGGGGAGAAGGGGGACCAUGGUGACCUUUGUACCCUCCCCACCCCUACUCCCUGAGUAAUCUGAAUCUUAAUUUGGGGGUUCAUCUCACCUUGGGGUCUGUUCAGUGGCCUUUGCCCCCAGGGCUAAUGGUCCCCACUCACCAGCUUUGUGACUCUCGACCUUGUACCAGCAAUAGUCCUUCCUCUACACUCUCCCUCCACCCACCUUCGGUGCCACACUUCCCAGGCUGGUUGCCCUGGCCAGGGCAGCCCAGAUCUUGGGAUUCAUUGGGCGAAGGGGCCUUUGAACUGUGACUUGCCAGGGCCACCUCGAGUGUACGGGUAAACGUGUGUUUUCUGGAACGCUGUGUGCUAUGUGGGUAUGUGUCUGGGGGUUAGAACUGGGGCUCCUCGUCCUGCCACAGUCCCAUAACCUCAAGAUUUGAGGGCAGGCCAAGUGCUGGGGCCCCCUCCCCAAACCUGUCCGGCUGGGCUUCUGGCCAUUUAGUCUGCCUGCAUGUUUCUUCCCCACCAGGUCCGAGAGUCUGGCCCCGUGGCUUCCACAGGACUCCUGCCCUGCACCCAGUGGGCGGUGGGAGGAGAGUUGGGCCUGGAAGGAAAGGACUCAGGGUGGGAAGGAAAUUCCCCUACCCCUCCUCAAGUCCCUGGUCCAGGGUCAAAUUCCACGGACCUUGCCAGUUGAAUUCCCUGUUCACUCUGGAGCUGGUUACACUGCGAGAAAGGAAGGCGGGAGGAGGGGCAGGCCUUGGCUUGCCUUCUCUGAGCCUCAGUUUCCUCACCCGGGAAGUGGGAAAAGCUGGCCCACCAGCGAAGUUUGCAAGCACGGGCAGCCGCCCUCGGAGGGGCUCCCGGUAGCCCACUUUACAGAUGAGGUAAAGCCACGAGGCUGAGCCAGGGUGGAGUCCCAGGUCUGAUCUGAGCCUGACUGACUGGGCCCUGAACCGAGGUUGGAAAGAGCCCACAGGGCCUCACCAUCCCUUCCUCCCCCCCACCUUCCUUCAUCUGGAGACCAGGAGACUGGCUAAUGAAGGACCUGGUUCCCAGGCUCUCAGCGGGGGGGAGCCCCGGGGUUCCAGCUUCAGCCCCAGGAAUCUGCCAUUUCAUGGGUGUGCGACCUGUGCAUUUGCCCCAGGGCCCUAGGCUCGCUUAGCUUAAUGUUCAGCUGAUACUGACGUGA